This is a messenger RNA of Pantherophis guttatus, 597 nucleotides long. It is a transcript of the gene APOC1, whose product is annotated as apolipoprotein C1. The record is from RefSeq and is a predicted model, not a curated record. Gene Ontology annotation, biological process: lipoprotein metabolic process; triglyceride metabolic process; negative regulation of lipoprotein lipase activity. Gene Ontology annotation, molecular function: fatty acid binding; phospholipase inhibitor activity. Gene Ontology annotation, cellular component: very-low-density lipoprotein particle; extracellular region; high-density lipoprotein particle. Lineage: Eukaryota; Metazoa; Chordata; Lepidosauria; Squamata; Colubridae.
GAUUUUAUCCUUGCCGGAGGUGGGGGGUGGGGGGUGCGAUGACGGAGGCUGAGGGCAGGUUUAUAGGGAACAGCAACUGGAUGGACCUGCAAAUUCCACCCAGGGAUAUUGUCUCCACUCACAGCUACAAGAGGUGCAACCAUGAAGCUGGUGUUGGCUGUUGCGGUCCUCCUGAUGACUUUGUCUGCGGUGGUGACAGACUCCAAUGAAGACGGUGAGAAAGAGCCCACCAUGGCCCAGAAGUUUGAGAAGUAUCAGAAGGAGGUCCAGACGUUUGUUGAUAACCUUGGGGAGAAGGCAAAAGCUGCUUUUCUUGAAUUCCACAACAGCGAAUUCAGCAACAAAACCAGGAAAUGGCUUUCCGAGACUUUCCAGAAGUUGAAGAAAAAGUUUGAACCCAUGACCUCCCAAGACGGAUCCGACUGAAUGUUCCCUCCAUUCCACGAGCGAUAGAGAAAGAGGGUCGUGUAAUCCCAACUGUAGCAGUGAAAAAAGAAACAUCUUUUUUCCCGACUUUCAUGUUCUGCUUUCUUUGUCUACGGCUGUUGUUACUUCCAACCAAUGGUUGUUAGACGUAAAUAAAGAGAAAAAAAUUAA